This is a messenger RNA of Mycena citricolor, 1018 nucleotides long. NCBI's taxonomy places the organism in Eukaryota, Fungi, Basidiomycota, Agaricomycetes, Agaricales, Mycenaceae. The record is from the annotation of a GenBank genome assembly.
CGGUGCUCUCAUAAUUCCGCCCUCUCAGGGCUUGUCCAUGUCCACUCCGUUCAGGCAUUUUGUCUUGGUUCAGUUUGCUGGAACGUCUUUCGUCCCCUUCUUACUCAUGCUCGCCUCGCCUCUGUCUGGAAUCGGCUUCCGAUAGUUUGUAUCACCAUCUCAAGAGCCAACAUAUCGUGACCGAGGUUGAGGGAUGCGACGCAACUCUCGAGACUGUUCACGACGUAAUUUGUGUGUCCCGGAUUGUGAGGUGCUCACGACGAGGCAUAUCAUACAGUGUAGCAGCUGAAAUGAAGUGUCUGGCAUGGACGAAACGAAUUACAUAUCACAGCGACCGUCUCUUCCUCGAUCAUACCGCCCGACGCUGGGGCCAGUACCGCGCCCUCGGAGCCAUAGGAGGACACUCGCGUUUUGCGCCAUGUUUCCAUAGUAGGGGUGGUAAGCUCAUCAUCCGAUGGAGUCGAUGCAGUGCGUCCGAGUCGAAAAAUCGGGCUCUGAGCCACACGCGAGACCAAUUUCGCGUCGUCAUCAGCUGUUGCGAAAUAAAACAAUCCGAGCCGUGGGUACUGGCGCUGAUCGGCUGGGGGUCGUACGACACUGCCGAGCGUUCAGCGCAGUGACCGUCCAGAAGUGGCCUCGUACCGGUGGAUCGUGGGCUUGUAAUAUCCGCCGGACAGGGCCUCGAGGGCGUCCCCGGCGUUGAUGAUCUUGAAAGGUAGCAUCCGUUUGAAGGAGUUUAGAGAGGCAGACCGAGACGCACCAGCCCGUUCUCGAUAUGUUUGACCUAUCGCCAUUUACCAUCCUUUCCGAGAAUCUGCAGCCCCGAAACUGGCUGACUGAAAAGCACGCCGAUACUCGUACUUCAGAUGUCAGUAUGACCCUUCAGCCAAUCAUUGUUCGUCUUAGCUUCGUAUUCCGCCGUCCGAGGAUAGCUGAGUACAUUUUGUCAUGAGCUUCGGGAGGAUCGUGCAACACCACUCAACCUACUAUUUGAUGAACCUGACCAGACCCUCGCGUA